Peniophora sp. CBMAI 1063 is the source of this 2529-nucleotide messenger RNA. Lineage: Eukaryota; Fungi; Basidiomycota; Agaricomycetes; Russulales; Peniophoraceae. The record is from the annotation of a GenBank genome assembly.
AUGUUUGGCCUUGUGCCAUCCCUGGUCGGCUUGGCAUCCGUACAACUUGCCUGCGCUGUCUCACCGCAGACGUACACGUGGAAAAAUGUCAAGAUCGGUGGCGGAGGUGGUUUCGUUCCUGAUAUUGUGUUCAACCCCAAAGAAAAGGGCCUUGCUUACGCUCGCACUGAUAUCGGCGGCGCGUACAAGCUCAACUCGGAUGAUACAUGGACACCACUUCUCGACUUUGCUAGCGAUUCGACGUGGAACUACUGGGGCGUGGAUGCUCUUGCCACGGACCCUGUAACGCCCGCAAAUCUAUACCUGGCCACUGGUAUGUACACCAAUAGUUGGGACCCAAACGAUGGUCAAAUCAUGAUCUCCAAGGACUACGGUUCAACCUGGACAACGUCGAAACUGCCUUUCAAAGUUGGCGGUAACAUGCCAGGGCGCGGGGUGGGUGAGCGUCUGGUCGUGGACCCGAAUAAGAACAGCAUUCUCUUCUUCGGAGCCCGCAGCGGUCAUGGUCUCUGGAAGUCCACGGACUCCGGUGUGACUUGGACGCAAGUGACGACUCUUCCCAACAAAGGGACCUACGUACCGGACGCCUCUGACACCAGUGGCUACAACUCAGACCCUAUAGGUGUUGCAUGGGUCACGUUCGACUCGACAUCCGGGUCCUCCGGUACUGCAACCCCUCGAAUCUUCGUCGGAGUCGUUUCCAACGGUACCGAUAACGUCUUCGUGUCCAACGACUCUGGGAGCACCUGGUCCGCGAUUGCCGGACAACAGACGACGUUCUUCCCUCAUAAAGGCGCACUCUCUCCUAGCGAAAAGUCUCUGUACAUCAGCUAUUCUGACGGAGCUGGUCCCUACGAUGGCACCAACGGUGCAGUGUACAAGUACAACAUCACUUCAGGCGCUUUGACCAACAUCACUCCCGUCUCUGGCAGUGACUUGUACUUCGGCUUCGGAGGUGUCGCCGUAGAUCUGCAGAAGCCCGGGACAGUUAUGGUUGCGGCGUUGAACUCGUGGUGGCCCGACGGUCAAAUCUUCCGAUCAACGGAUGGCGGCGCUACAUGGUCCCCACUCUGGGCAUGGGCUUCAUCAGGGUACCCGAACAUCGACAAGUUCUACGCGUUCGAUGACACGCUUGCCCCAUGGAUAGGCCCGGAUGCAACUACGACCGAACUUGGCACAUUGCAAAUCGGUUGGAUGAUGGAGGGCCUCUCUAUAGAUCCUUUCGAUUCCAACCAUUGGCUGUAUGGCACUGGAGAGACCAUUCUCGGUGGCCACGACCUCCUCAACUGGGACUCGAAGCAUAACGUGACGCUCAAGAGCUUGGCCGAUGGCAUCGAGGAAGAGAGCGUUCAAGCACUUCUCUCCCCGCCAACGGGACCGAUCCUCAUAUCCGCGGUUGGCGACGACGGCGGGUUUGUGCAUACCGAUCUUUCGAAGGCACCCGCGCAAGAGUUCCAGAAUCCCGUAUGGGCCACAACUGCUGACAUCGACUAUGCUGGAAACAACCCUACGGACAUCGUCAGAGUUGGCACAGCUACGGAUGGGAGCAGCUUGCAGGUCGCGGUAUCAACUGACUCAGGCAACACCUGGAAUCAGGACUACGGUAUCGCAACAGGUGUCGCUUUGGCUAAGGUGGCUUACAGCGCAAAUGCCGACACCAUCCUGGUGCGCACACAGGCCGGCGACAUCCAAAGGUCCCAGUACCAGUCAAGCUUCUCCACGGUCUCGAGCUUGCCGUCAGGAAGCGUGUUUGCCUCUGACAAGCUGGACAACUCGAUCUUCUACGGCGCCUCUGGGGCCAAGUUUUACGUGUCUACUGACGGCGGCGCCACCUUCACCGCGAAGGGUGCGCUUGGCUCCUCAACGGCGCCUGUCAAGAUCGUCGUCAACCCCGCGCAGACCGGCGACGUGUGGGUGUCCACCGACAAGGGUCUUUUCCAUUCGACCGAUACAGGCGUCACCUUCACAGCGAUCUCUGGCAUCAGCCAAGCGUGGGGCCUCGGCCUUGGAAAGGCAGCAUCUACGGGCGGUUAUCCUGCCAUCUUUGUAGCAGCGAACUUGGGUUCCGUCGGCUACUUCCGUAGCGAUGAUGAGGGGCUUAACUGGGUGCAGAUCAACGAUGCCGCACAUGGCUUCGGUUCAGCCGCCGCCAAUGUUGUCGCUGGUGACCCCCGCAUAUACGGCCGGGUGUACAUAGGUACCAAUGGUCGCGGUAUUUUCUACGGCGAUGCAUCAGGAUCUGCCCCGUCUCCGACUGCUACCACGUCUCUCGCAGCAUCGUCGACGAAGGCUGCGACGACCACGUCUAAAGCCGCGACGACGACCCAGGCGGCAACCACGACCACAUCAAAGGCCGCAUCGAGCACAACGACCAAAGCCUCCUCUACGACCACGAGCAGUGCAUCGACGGCCACUCAAUCAGCUUACGGUCAAUGUGGAGGUACGGGGUGGACCGGGGCGACCGCAUGCGUCUCUGGCUACAAGUGCACUGUUCAAAACGCGUUCUACUCUCAAUGCGUCCCGGCCUAG